This is a messenger RNA of Anguilla rostrata (American eel), 3921 nucleotides long. Its product is annotated as regulation of nuclear pre-mRNA domain-containing protein 1B-like. NCBI's taxonomy places the organism in Eukaryota, Metazoa, Chordata, Actinopteri, Anguilliformes, Anguillidae. The transcript is spliced from 7 exons. Gene Ontology annotation, molecular function: RNA polymerase II complex binding. Gene Ontology annotation, biological process: mRNA 3'-end processing. The coding region runs from base 971 to 1969 and encodes 332 amino acids. The record is from RefSeq and is a predicted model, not a curated record.
AUCGUGACGUUUUUCAGGUGGUACUCGUCACUAGCCAGCUAGCAAAAGCUGCUAACUGCAGCACGAAAGUACCAUGAAGUUGUAGCCAGCUUUAAUUUAAGUUUUAGGCAUCAACAACCUGCUAACGAAUGGGAGGAAUUUAUUAAUUAUUAUUUCCUUAAUUUUUCUUAUGACGACUUUGUAUGUAUUAACGUUAGCUAACAUUAAUCAAGUUGGUAAGCGAACUCAUAUAGCUAGCUAGCUAACUUGGAUUAGUGGGGUCCAUAGUAGUGUCACGUUAGCUAGCUAGCUAGCCAAGUUACCUGCAUUGCAUAGUUAGUCUAAACUAGUUCGUGAUCUUGUUCGGUAGAUUCGUACACUAUUGCUCUGUUGUGACUAGUGAUUAGUUUGUUAAUGCUAUCUAGUUAAUACGAUCUUGUUAACGGGAGCUAACUAACGUUGUCAAUUUUGGUUUAUUUUAAUAAGCUCGCUUUCUGUUGCUGCCUUAGUAACCAGCUAGCUAGCAUUAGCUAGCCAACUUUCACACGGUUAUCUGCCACAUUCAGCAAUUUGUUAACCACCUAAACCAAAGCAAGUUAGCAUUAGCAAAGCGAAAUGGUCGUUGGCACUGGCCAGUGAGUGGCGAUCCUUGGAUUUGUUUGUUUGCUAGCUAGCUAGGUAAGGUAGCUAGCGCUAGCUAAUAUUUAUUUUAAAUCUGCAAGUUUGUAAAUUAAGUGUGUGGGGUAACUAGUCAUUGGCAAUCUUGUUAACGAUAACAACAAGGCAGCUAGGUUGACGGUGCUAAAACUAUGUAAGUGAGUGAUAGCGAUCUGUUUGUCAAGUUAAGCAUGUAUGUGGUCGGCUUGUUGAACUGGAACGUCCUCUGACUUAUUUAUCCGUAGACCACUUUAUUCAUGCGGAGUCAGUUACAGAGAGCCAAGUUAACGUCAGCCGAGGUUGCGUAAACUGAGUUAGAAAGGUAGCAGACAGAAUGUCGUCUUUUUCUGAAUCUGCUCUGGAGAAAAAGUUGUCUGAACUUAGCAACUCUCAGCAAAGCGUCCAGACGCUGUCGCUGUGGAUUAUUCAUCAUCGAAAACAUUCUUCGCCUAUUGUGCAUGUAUGGCACCGAGAACUGAGAAAAGCCAAAACUAGCAGGAAGCUGACUUUCCUGCACCUUGCUAACGACGUGAUCCAGAACAGCAAGAGAAAAGGGCCAGAGUUCACUCGGGAUUUUGAGUCUGUCCUCCUUGAUGCAUGUUCUCAUGUCGCAAGAGAAGGGGACGAGGGCAGCAGAAAGCACAUCGAGAGGCUGCUGCAUAUCUGGAAGGAGCGUGCGGUGUACCGGCCGGACUUCAUCCAUGCGCUGAAGCUGGCCAUCGAGGACUCAAACAGCCCCAAGCGCAAGCCUGCCCCUGAAGAGAAAAAAGCCACCAAGCGCGCCCACCAAAAGGUGCAGGAGGAAGAGGAGGAAGAGGACGAUGACGACUACAGGGGGCACUACUCUCCAACGGACACCGACACAACGGUCCCGCUGUUGACGGAGGAGCUGGUGAAAGCCCUGCAGGACCUGGAGAGCGCUGCCUCGGGGGACGCCUCCGUCCGCCAGAAGAUCGCCUCCCUGCCGCAGGAGGUGCAGGACGUGUCCCUGCUGGAGAAGAUCACGGAUAAGGAGGCCGCGGACAAGCUGUCCAAGACGGUGGACGAAGCCUGCCUCCUGCUGGCCGAGUACAACGGGCGCCUGGCCGCCGAGCUGGAGGACCGCCGGCAGCUGGCCCGCAUGCUGACCGAGUACAUCCACAGCCAGAAGGAGGCGCUGUCUCACAGAGAGAAGAAGCUGGAGGAGUUCAAGCAGAAGCUGGCCCGGGUGACGCAGGUGCGCAGGGAGCUCAAGUCGCACAUCCAGAGCCUGCCGGACCUGUCGCUCCUGCCCAGCGUGACGGGGGGCCUGGCCCCGCUGCCCUCGGCCGGGGACCUCUUCUCCACGGACUGAGCCCCGCCCCCCAAGCGAGGCCACACCUCCCCCCGCCCCACAAAAGCGAGGCCACACCUCCCCCCGCCCCGCCAAAACGAGGCCACACCUCCCCCCGCCCCGCCAAAAGCGAGGCCCCUUCCCCACCAGCGACCGCUUUCGCUUCCCGCUAGACUACCGAGGCGGAUCCGGGACGAGAAACGACCCCGGCUGCCGCUGCCCCAGAGCCUGACUACCUUCAGCAGCUGGGGAAUGAGCUUUUUAAAAAAAAAAAAAAUUAAAAAAAUAUGUUUUACACACACACACACACACACACACACACACACACUAAAAGACUGGUACAUUUCUGCCUCCAGCUAAAAAGGGAAGCGGUUUGUUAAGUUAGACUUCAGUUUACAAAAAUUUUGUAAGUUUUUCUUUCUUAAUUUUUUUUUGAGUUAUUUUUUGUGGGUUAGAUGUUCUGGUAGCCUGGAUUUUAGAUUCACCAUUUAGGUUUUGAAGAGACGAGCACAAGGCCUUUGACUCUUGCUUCUUUUAGCACCGUAUUUUUUUUCCCGCUACGUGACAGACUUGUUUGGGCGAUUUCUCGCUUGAUUGCUUUGGGUUUGACCAGCCUGAAUUUGAGGAAGUACUUUAAAAACACUGCAAUGGUACACUUCUUUUUUCCCCAGACCUGAGACAUACUAAAUUUGAUGAGUAAGUAUCAAGGGUACUUACCUGAUUCGCAGCGUUUCUCUUGUUUAGAGCCUUAUUUUACCGAUGCUAUUCGUCCAUCGCUAUUGAAUUCUCGGUGGAUUAAAUGCAAAGGGCCUGACCUAACCUGAAAGGGGGCCACAGUCACACUGGAGAGGGGUAAUCACACUCACUGAUCGUUUCUCACUGAAUUUUAAUGCUCCUUUUGAAUAUCUGAAGUAAAUAAAUUUCAAACAUGACCUAUUCUUUCCUCCAAGUUUGUAUUGUGGGGAAUAUAAUUAUGCUGAGUUUAAUUAGUCUGGUUAAUGGCUUUUGUUUUUUUUUUAAUAAAAAAAAAGUUUUUUUUUAUUUACUUAAGGAAUCUGAUAACCUUCAGGUAUAUACAGAACCUCAAAUUCCCCGUUUGUGUUUUCAUUCUAUCCUGUAAUUGUGUACAUUUUGCCUGACAACUUUUGAACCUGGUGCUAGUAAUAAAUUCAUUCUCAAAAGAUGUAAUUGAUUGUGCCAGCUUUCACAGUAGUUUCAAAUGUUAGUGUUACUACGCUGUUGUCAUAUGUACACUAUUGGCCCACUGUACAUUAUGUUCAUAUAAAAUAACCCUUUUGGCUUAAAAACAAUGAGAAGACCACUGGGUGAGCAGUUACUGCAGCCUUUGAAUAGUGCUUGAUGAGAGAACCCUGCUGGUGAGGCAGCAUCCACGGGUGGAUGGGUUGGGGGCACAGACACGUCUGGACCUGAUGCCGGAUCGAAACCUCCGGGCUAAUGGGUCUGUGUGAAUAAUAUUUCUUUUGGGAGCGCUUUGAGUUCUAAAAUGAUAAUGAGUUUCCAGAAUCUCCACUGCGGCACAAACAUGUUAUUCUAGAUUUUUUUUUUUUUCUUUUCCUUCUCCCAUGUACCAAAAACGUGUCGGCUGGGCUUUGAAAACAGAAAACGGAAGGAAAGCGACGGAGCAGAUGUGUGGACACGGUGUCCCUUUUAUGGGAACAAAAAUGUCCUUGCGUUCUUUUCCCACCUCGGAUUUGGCCACAGUUGAACGACUGGGAAGACAUUUUAGAGAAAUGGCAGACAUUUUAAUAUGUGCCCAAAUUGACCCUUUCCUUGAGAAUCAACUGAGUUAAUGCUUUGGAAUGUCUGCUGGUUUGGGGGAACAAGGAAAGAAAAGACUGAAUACGGCCAAAUAUACUGUCUUGGGAGCAUCAGGAAUUUUGUGUAUGGAAAAACCUUCUCCCCUCUGAAUUUCCUAUGCUUUUGCGGUUUGAAUAAAACAAUAUUUAAAGAUC